This is a messenger RNA of Hyaena hyaena (striped hyena), 1782 nucleotides long. It is a transcript of the gene KPRP, whose product is annotated as keratinocyte proline rich protein. The coding region runs from base 22 to 1782 and encodes 586 amino acids. The record is from RefSeq and is a predicted model, not a curated record. The transcript has a single exon. Lineage: Eukaryota; Metazoa; Chordata; Mammalia; Carnivora; Hyaenidae.
UCACCCGCCUGCUUCAGAACCAUGUGUGACCAGCAGCAGAUUCAGUGUUGCAUGCCACUCCCCCAGUGCUGUGUGCAGGGUUCAUCCUUCUAUCCCUCCCAGGCUCCCAGUGCCGGGAGCCAGGUUGUGGUCCAAGCACCUUGUGAGAUGCAAAUUGUGGAGUGUCCCGCACCAUGCCCAGUUCAAGUUUCCCAAGUAAAAUGCCAGGCUCCAUGCCAAUCCCAGACCACACAGGUGAAGGGGCAGGCUCCAAGCCAGUCUAAGACUACCCAAGUGAAGGGCCAGGCUCCAAGCCAGUCUAAGACCACCCAAGUGAAGGGCCAGGCUUCCAGCCAGUCUCAGGUUUCCUGCAUUCAAUGCCAGGCUCCAUGCCAGCCUCAGGUUUCCUAUGUGCAGUAUGAAGCCCCAUGCCCUGUUCAGACCUGCUAUACGGAAUGUGCUCCAGUUUAUUAUACAGAAACUUGUUAUGUGGAAUACCCAGUCCAGACCUACGUACCCUGUCCAGCUCCUCAGCCUGUUCAGACUUACGUGGCUUGUCCCCCAGUUGCCCAGACUCAGGGAAGAUUCUCCACCCAGUGCCAGUAUCAGGGCUCUUACAGCGGAUACUCCCCGCAGCCUCAGCCCCAGGCCUCCUACAGCACCUGCGCCCCGCAGUUCCGAUCUGGGGCUUCCUACGGCAGGUGCGCCCCCCAGCGUCAGUCCCGGGCUGAGUUUAGCACUUGCGCACCGCAGUGCCAGGCCAGAGGCUCUUAUGGGAGCUUCACCGCCCAGCGUCGCUCGCAGAGUACCAGCAGGUGCGUCCCUCCUCGCCAGCUGCAGCCUGCCUACCGCAGCUGCUCCCCACCACGACGCUCUGAGCCCUACGACCGCGGCUGCCUGCCAUCGGCGUGCUCCUCGGGCGCCUAUAACUACUGCACCCCGCCUCGCCGCUCGGAGCCCAUCUAUAGCAGUGGCUGUCCCCGGGGUCGCCCUUCAGGCUGCUCUCAGAGAUGUGGUCCCAAGUGCCGGAUAGAGAUUUCCUCCCCCUGCUGCCCCAAGCAGGUCCCCCCGCAAAAGUGUCCUGUCCAGAUUCCUCCCAUCAGACGCUGCCCUGAGACUUGUGCCCCACGACCCUCCUGGGGCGCCUCCUGCCCUGAGCUGAGGUCCCGUGCAGAGUCACGUCCGCUCCCAAGCUUCUGUCCUCCGCGGCGUCUGGACCAGAGUCCAGAGCCACCGCUGCACCGGUGCCCGCUUCCUGCCCCCCGUCCAUGCCCACGUCCUGCCCCACGGCCAUGCCCACGCCCAGAGCCACGCGCGAGGUCAGAGCCUCGUCCGUGUCCUCCACGGCGGCGACUUUCGGAACCCUGUCUGUGUCCAGAACCACGCCCAGCCCCGCGACCUCGCCCAAUGCCGCGUGAAAUUCCCGAGCCGCGUCGGUGUGCCCCGCCCUGCGAGCACCCAGACCCUUGUUCACUUCCAGAGCUGGUUCCCCUGAGAGCGCCUUGCCCAAGCCCGGAGCCCUGUGUGGAGCCGCGGCGCGGGCCCAUCCCGUGCCCAGGCCCAGAGCCCAUCCCGUGUACGGGAGACCUGGGCUGCCGUGAGUCCAGUCCGUGCCGCCUGGACACUGAGGCCCCAAGCUGUGGCCCAGCUGCUUAUAACCAGUGGCAAGGAUGUGGUGACUGCCGUGGGCCCUGGGACACGAUUCCAGAGCCACAGGGUGUCAGUGAUUGUGGAGACCAAGGAGGUGCCUGUGUUGGAGUAAAAGGAGGUCCUUCUGCUGGAGCAAAGGGUGCUUAUUUUUAA